AUGUAUGUCUACGGCAGUCGCGGCGUCGCCACAGCACGGGAGCUGAGAGUUGGCUUCGUGGCUGUGAACAAGGGGCGUGCUUCCUCUGCCCCUUCCUACCAAUUGUCGCGCGCGACCGACCCAGGGCUGCCCAGAGGGCACAGCAACAUCGCAGUGCUAUCCAGGUAUCGUGAAAGUGAGAACGGCCACAAUAUGCUUCGUUUCCAGUCAAAUGAGCAGAAGACCUUCUCAGAAAUACUGGAAGCGUCUGCCCGGGAAACAAAUGACAUUCUUUCUCAGAGGCGGAAGGUGAUGGAUCAGGCGUGGGCCGACAUUGAUGAGGGAUGGCAAGCGCUCCAGGAGCAUAUGGCAAAGAUCGGCAUUACAAAGCCCUUAGACUUGAAGGAAGGCCUGGUCAAGUUGAACGUUGGCGGUUCGCUUCUCGCCUUUCGUCGCUCGGUCUUUGAGGGUAAAGGAAAGGGUGCGACUUCGGCGCUGGGAAGCCUGUGCGAGGCUGAGUGGGACAAGCGCAUUCCUCGUGAUUCAGAUGGCCGCAUCGUGCUUGAUGAGUCGCCGACGUGCGUCAAGCGCCUCUUCCACGACCUUCUUACCCCUCCGUCCUUGGCCAAGGGUACGGUAGUUCGCGAGGAUAAUUUCGCCAGCGACGAGACACCCGACCUUCUCCGCUACACGGCGCACGUCCUCGGUCUGUCGUGGCAUUUAGCGCCCAUCGGAAUGUCGAUAACGGGAGGGACAACCAUCUUCGAACCUCACGAAGCCAGCAGGCUGACUGCUGUCAUUCAAGGUUGGUGUCCUGGGCAUCCUGGUCGGCUGGAACUGCUCUACCGUGCUUCCCGCGACGGCUGGAAUAGUGCCGCCUUCCAAGCUACGUGUGGAGACGAUAGGCCCUCGACGGUUACCUUCUUCCGGGUGAAGGGCCAAGGGACAGGUGGGACGGACAGUAUCGUCGGAGGAUUCUCCAGCGUUCCGUGGACUCCUCCAGGUGGUUCCACAGGCUACACCGCUUCACCAGGGGCAUUUUUGUUCAUGCUCAAGGACGCAGGCAAGAGAAUUGGAUCGGCCUGCAGUACCAUGCAUGCCAUGUCCACCAUCUGGUGAUUCCGUCGGGGGGGCGGGGGUG
Messenger RNA from Ectocarpus siliculosus, 1120 nucleotides. The record is from the annotation of a GenBank genome assembly. Lineage: Eukaryota; Phaeophyceae; Ectocarpales; Ectocarpaceae.